UCUAAUUCAAGUGAACCCAGGUCUGGUGAACCCAAGUCUGGUGAACCAAAGUCUAGUGAACCCAAGUCAGGGGAUGAAUGUAUAACCCCCAAUCUAGCCAAAGAUUCGGCCAUUCAGCCAACAGAUAUCACUGGAGUUCAAAAUGUCCCAGCAACCAAUGUGGCGAUACAAACUGAGCCUGAUUCGUUAACUUCUGGUUCAAACAUUUUAAACUCAUCAGACACAAAAUCGUCUGAUUCCCUGCUGAUGUCAUCAAAAAUCCUCGACAUAGACAGUCAAUCUUCUUCAAUCACCUGGGAGCCUGCCACGGGUAGGUCGCUGAUCUUCUCUAGUCAGUCUCACCUGGACAUUUCUAGAUCCCCCAGGCACUGGAAGUACAGGAGCUCUAAGCACAGUAUCGAAAGCCCAGAGAAGUCCCCAGACAAAGAUUUUAGAAGCUCAAGUCCGAGCUCAGGGAGACGUCACCCAGGGAAAAAGUCCCGAAGUGACACGCAC
Molecule: messenger RNA, 495 nt
Organism: Lymnaea stagnalis (great pond snail)
Lineage: Eukaryota; Metazoa; Mollusca; Gastropoda; Lymnaeidae
Source: the annotation of a GenBank genome assembly